Dictyostelium discoideum AX4 is the source of this 189-nucleotide messenger RNA. RefSeq lists its product as hypothetical. NCBI's taxonomy places the organism in Eukaryota, Evosea, Eumycetozoa, Dictyosteliales, Dictyosteliaceae. Gene Ontology annotation, molecular function: mRNA binding. Bases 1 to 189 code for a protein of 62 amino acids. The record is from RefSeq and is a predicted model, not a curated record. The transcript has a single exon.
AUGAAAUAUUCAAGAGUUGAAAAAACCCUCAAAGAAAAUGGUUGGGUAAUGGAACGUAUGAAAGGGGGUCACGCACAAUUUAGGAAUGAUAGUGGUGGAUCGACUACUGUUCCGUAUAAUGGUAAUAAAGAUAUACCAAUUGGUACAUUAAAAGCCAUCGAAAAACAAACUGGUGUGAGUAUUAUAUAG